Protopolystoma xenopodis is the source of this 420-nucleotide messenger RNA. NCBI's taxonomy places the organism in Eukaryota, Metazoa, Platyhelminthes, Monogenea, Polystomatidea, Polystomatidae. The record is from the annotation of a GenBank genome assembly.
AUGUUCAGUGAGUCUCGCCAUUCUCAGCACCACACAACACUCGUCAUAGAGACAAGUGAAGCCGAUCCAUUGACCAAACGUGUACUAAACAGUUGUGGCCGCGCCGACAUCGACCGCAUUUCCAAGGAAUCUCAGUCUCUCUGGCUAGCCUGCGAAACUCUUCACCUUGCGAUGAACACUCCUUUCACCCUAAGUUGUGAUGGUUUGCACAGGACUGGCUCGUUGGCGCCACUAGUUGAGGCAAUUCGAGAAAUUUUGGCAGAAUCUGGGGGAAGGCACGCUUUUGUCUCCGCUCUGCUUGAUAGUUUGCCUAAGGAGGUUCUAAAGACUGAGAACAAUUGCUCUGGAGUCCUGGGUACACUUACAGAGAGGUCCUUGAAGCAGCGGUUUGACAAACUGGAUCUAAGAAGACAGAUUUAA